GCAUUUCGCCUUUUCGCUCCCCGGGAGGUUCAUCAUUUUCUUCUUUGUCUAUGGAUAACACCUACAUCAACCAAAAGAAGUUGACUUGUGAAAUUUUGCCGUUUCCUUAGCCUCCGUGCAGUGUUUUUCCUUUCAGGAAGAAUACUACUUCCUCCAUAAGUCAUUAGGUACGUUUGUUGGUCCACAUACCAAGGGACAACUGAUCCAUUACCAUUAUCUUUUAGACUUAUCUCGGCUCAAACUUAUCUUAGAUCUCAACACACAUACGUGAUAAGCAGUGUUAAAUAAGGAUCUCUGUAGCAGCGAUAGAAGUACUCCCUCUCCGUAAAAAAAUAUAAGAUUGUUUAAUAGAAAGAUAUACUACUAACAUUUCGAACGGCUAAGCAGCUGGGCAUAUAUAGGAGCAAAGACCCGCAGGAAUAUGUUGAACGCUAGCACUUCUCUCACGGAUCGCUUCUUCUAGCUCCUCCCGUUCCAUGUGGACACUUGUGCCAUUUUUAUCUCCCUCCGACGCCGCGGCAAAACUUCCCAGCAGCCCGGAAGGUGUAGUACACAUUUUCGGAAUGUUUCAAAUAAAGGGCUCUAUGUAGGCCGAGCACCAAAACGCUGCAUUCAUUAGAUACAUUCGAAGACAAGUAAUUUGGGACGGAGAUUAUAAGGCAAUGCGCAAAGGAAGAAGCUGCUUAUACUUCAUCAGUAACAAGACCAAGGCUGUCUGUUCUUGUAGGAAAAACCAUUCCAAGGACUUCCACUAUCUGAUGGGAUGCAGGAAAGAUAGCAAAGACAGAUCAAUAUAAGUUGACGAGCCUCAUUCACCAUUGGUAUCCAUCACCAUGAAACCAUCAAGCACCAUCACACAUUAAAAAUAAUCAAGCGUUCCACAGGUGAUUUCAAUGCUUGCACUUGUUGGAGCAAGGGAACCGCUUGUUCAAGCACAGACGUGCCACCGUGGUACAAUGCCGCUCAAGUCUCUGGCCAGGCCAAGGCUUUCUCCGGUUACCAUGACCGAAAAAGACAACAAUACACACGACGGUCUAAUUCCCAGUUUGCCGGAAGACAUGGCGAAGAUAUGCCUCGCUCUCGUCCCUCGGAGACACUUCCCUGCCAUGGGUGCAGUGUCCAGGAGGUGGAUGUCGUUCAUCGGCAGCAGAGAGUUCAAUGCUGUCAGGAAGGAGGUUGGGAAGAUUGAAGAGUUGGUCUAUGUCCUUGCUGCUGAAGCUGGAGAAAAUGGGUGUCACUGGGAGGUCUUGGGGGAGCGCAAAAACAGUGCAAUUCCCCCUAUGCCUGGGCUGGCCAAAGUUGGGUUCGGUGUGGUGGUUCUUUAUGGGAAGUUGUAUGUCAUUGCUGGCUAUGCUGCUGUCCAUGGGAAUGACUCUGUUUCUGACGAGGUUUACCAGUACCAUGCUCGGCUCAACAGGUGGGGUGCACUUGCCAAGAUGAAUGUUGCGCGUCGCGACUUCGCCUGCGCCGAGGUCGACGGCACGAUAUACGCUGCCGGUGGAUUCGGCUCCAGCGGCAACAGUUUGUCCAGCGUGGAAGCAUACGAUCCCCGGCAAAACAGAUGGAGGCAGAUCGACGGCCUUCGCAGGCCAAGGUGGGGCUGCUUCGCCAGCGGGUUACACAGCAAGCUCUACAUAAUGGGCGGCCGAUCGAGCUUCACGAUCGGCAACUCCCGCUUCGUCGACGUCUACGAUCCCGGCCGCAGCCGCUGGGAGGAGAUCAAGAGAGGCUGCGUCAUGGUCACCUCGCACGCGGUUGUCGGCGAGACCUUGUUCUGCGUCGAGUGGAAGAACCAGCGCUGCCUCUCGGCGUUCGACCCUUCGGACGGUUCUUGGAAGAAGAUUCCGGUGCCGCUCACUGGCAGUUCGAGCACCAGAUUCUGCCUUGGGGCGCGUGGCGGGAAGCUGCUGCUGCUCUUGCAGGAGGAAGAGGGCGGGUAUCAGACGAUGACGUACGAUCCGGCUGCGGCGCCGGGCUCGGAGUGGGGGACGUCGGAGCUGAAGCCGUCGGGGUUGUGCCUAUGCAGUCUGACCAUUCAGGUUUGAUGAUUCGGCGAGGCCUAUAGUUUUUUUUCGAUUUUAGAGGCCUAUAGCUUCUUUGGCCUAGAUUGGCUUGUAUAUAUCCUCGUGUUCUACUGUUUUUUUUUGAAAGUGCCAGCCUUGGCUGGUGUUUCAUUCAUUUAAGCAGGGAGCAAUGAUAAA
Triticum urartu is the source of this 2201-nucleotide messenger RNA. Lineage: Eukaryota; Viridiplantae; Streptophyta; Magnoliopsida; Poales; Poaceae. The record is from RefSeq and is a predicted model, not a curated record.